Molecule: messenger RNA, 561 nt
Organism: Microsporum canis CBS 113480
Lineage: Eukaryota; Fungi; Ascomycota; Eurotiomycetes; Onygenales; Arthrodermataceae
Exons: 3
Coding region: 1-561 (186 amino acids)
Source: RefSeq, a predicted model, not a curated record
AUGAGUGUUCAUACAUCUCAAGUGACUAUUGACUUGGCCACUACCUUUCCUUUCCGCAAUAUCCCCCGCUUCCUACUGCAAGAUGGUGUUGACCCGAAAUAUCUUGCUGUUGGCCAGUCAAAUCCAGUCAUGAGACCAAGAGUGAACCGUUCAGCUACCCUGAGUAAUACUAUUGUAUUAAAGCAAAGAGAGCCUUGGGGAUUUGCCAUGUUCAAUUCAUUGCGUGUGAACGCGUGGAAAGGGCUAGGAUUAGAUGAGGAUGGAUCGAUGGGCACCAACAAAGGAAUUAGAAAUCUCCUUGGCAAAGGACGAGAUUCUAUAUAUGGUACUCAUAUGGUACGAUAUCCGUACUUGGGUCAUAAACCACACAAACCGGGAGAAGAUAUAUUUGGCAAUGGGUGUUUACACGGAUGGGAAACUCUUGAGCUAAAAAGAGGAUGUGUAUAUGCAUGUCUACCGACAAGAGUUUAUGUUCUUGAGACCUUGAAAGAUGGCUCGUUGGUAAAUAAGAGCGCCAGCCCGAUUACAAGGGAAAGUGGACAAACCAGUAGCGGUUUGUAA